GACCCUCGUCCACACCACACCAUGGAAACGUCAGUCCUCCUCUUCAACUUGUCAGCUCUCGCUUGUGCCUACCUGAUCUGGUUCUAUCUCUUGGCCCGGAAACUCACCGGCCCGAAGGUGUGGCCGGGUGGGAGCCUGCCGUCCCUCUUCAUGAACCGAAGGAGGCUCCACGACUGGAUCGCCGGCCACCUCCGCACCACUGGCGGCGCCGCCACCUACCAGACGUGCACCAUUGCCCUCCCUUUCUUGGCCCGCAAGCAAGGGUUCUACACUGUCACGUGCCACCCGAAGAACAUCGAGCAUGUGCUCCGGACGCGGUUCGACAACUACCCUAAGGGCCCGACAUGGCAGACUGCCUUCCACGACCUGCUCGGCCAGGGGAUCUUCAACAGCGACGGCGAGACAUGGCUCCUGCAGCGGAAGACGGCGGCCCUGGAGUUCACGACCCGGACGCUGAGGCAGGCCAUGGACCGAUGGGUGAAUCGGACAAUCAAGAACCGGUUCUGGAAGAUCCUCGACAAGGCCGCGAGCGAGCGCAUCUCCAUUGACUUGCAAGACCUCUUGCUUCGCCUGACGUUCGACAACAUCUGCGGGCUCACGUUCGGUAGAGACCCGGAGACCCUCUCGCCGGAGUUACCAGAAAACCCUUUCGCUAUGGCUUUCGACAAGGCCACUGAAGCGACCCUUCAGCGCCUGCUUUAUCCUGGUUUUCUAUGGAGGCUGAAGAAGAUAUUCAGUAUCGGAGCCGAGCAGAGGUUAAAGAAGAGCCUCAGAGUCGUGGAGAACUACAUGAACGAUGCCAUCGACGCGCGCAAAGCGAGUCCCUCUGAUGACCUCCUUUCGCGCUUCCUGAAAAGGCGGGACAUCGAUGGGAACCUCUUCCAGAGCUCCGUCCUCCAGCGGAUCGCGCUGAACUUCGUCCUCGCGGGGCGCGACACGUCCUCCGUUGCACUGAGCUGGUUUUUCUGGCUGGUCAUGAACAACCCCCGAGUCGAGCAGAAGAUCGUGCACGAGAUAGCAACGGUCCUCAAGGAUACCCGCGGCGACGAUCACAAGAAAUGGCUGGAAUCCCCACUGGUGUUCGACGAGGCCGACAGGCUGGUCUAUCUCAAGGCGGCGCUGGCCGAGACCCUGCGCCUAUACCCCUCGGUGCCGGAGGACUUCAAGUACGUGGUCGCGGACGACGUCCUGCCCGACGGGACACACGUGCCAGCCGGAUCGACGGUUACAUACUCGAUAUACUCGGUGGGGAGGAUGAAGUCGAUCUGGGGCGAGGACUGCAUGGAGUUCAGGCCGGAGCGAUGGAUCUCAGAGAACGAGGGCAGGUUCGAGACCCCGAAAGACGGCUACAAGUUCGUGGCCUUCAACGCGGGACCGAGGACUUGCUUGGGGAAGGACCUGGCGUAUCUUCAGAUGAAGUCCGUGGCGUCGGCGGUGCUGCUGCGCUACCGGCUGUCGCUGGCGCCGGGCCACCGCGUGGAGCAGAAGAUGUCGCUCACCCUGUUCAUGAAGAACGGGCUUCGCGUCAAUUUGCAUCCGCGGGAUCUUGCCGAGACUGCUGCAUGAUGACAGAUAAGUAAGGAAGGAUUGACCGAUGGGUCUUCGCGAUCGAGAAGAAAGCGUGCGCAUAGGUCUUAAAGAUUGGUGUGCAUGGGGACGACGAUGCAUGUAAUCAUUUUAUUUUCUUGUCAUUUGAGUUUGUAUUUGUCUUGCCUGGAAAAAUCUUAAAUAUAUCUUUAUAAAAAAACCCAUUUAUUUUAA
Molecule: messenger RNA, 1761 nt
Organism: Eucalyptus grandis
Lineage: Eukaryota; Viridiplantae; Streptophyta; Magnoliopsida; Myrtales; Myrtaceae
Product: cytochrome P450 86A1
Molecular function (GO): monooxygenase activity; heme binding; oxidoreductase activity, acting on paired donors, with incorporation or reduction of molecular oxygen
Source: RefSeq, a predicted model, not a curated record